UUCUUCUUCUGUUUUUACAAUGGAAGCCUAUCAAAAGUUGAUCUGGUUCAGGUCUGCUUUCUGGAGAAUCAGCUGAAGACUUUUAUUACAUAAUUACAUAAUAAUUAAUAUUAAUAUUCUAUUUGAGCUUGUUUUGGUUUCCUCGUCUUUGUUCAUAGGCCACGCCCCUCUGCUGGACUCCACUGUGCAUGUGCGGGCAUCACCAUUAACCCCCCCAUCCUCCCCCCCUCAGGUCAUGUCAGCGGGGAGGAGUGCUGACGGGAGGGAGGUGCAGAUUCCCCUCCAGCAGGUGGCGCCCCCCCUGACCACGCCCCUCUUGGUGGCUCCGCCCAUCACCCUGCCCUCUCACCGUCAAGUCAAUCCCUGGCCUCCCAGCGACAUCACCACUUCACAAGGUGUCCCUGCAGGUUUCCUGCCUCUUCACGGAGGAUUCAGAGAUCACUUUGUAUUAACUCCAGAAGCCAAAUACUGCUGCGAGACCUGCAGCCUGGUCUUGUGUCAGCCUCGCCAGACAGAAUGUGGACACCGCUUCUGUCAGAGCUGCAUCAACGACAUCCUCAGUCAUCCAACCCCGGUAUGUCCAGCUGACAUGGAGCCUCUGUUCAAAGACAAGAUCUUCAGAGACGUUUGCUGCCAUCGUGAGAUCAUGGCGCUGAAGGUUUACUGUCGCAGUGAAGCUAACGGCUGUGAGGAGCAGAUGAGUCUCCAGCAGAUACCUGACCACCUGAAUGUGUGUCCGUUCUUCGAGGUUCCUUGUCCGUUGGGUAAAUGUAAAGAGCGAAUGAUGAGGAAAGAGAUUCCCGACCACCUGAGCUGGAAAUGCAAACACAGAGAGACCAGCUGCGAGUUCUGCAUGACCAAGAUGCCUCUGACCGACCUGCAGAAACACAAAGAGACAGUGUGUCCAGCGUUCCCAGUGUCGUGUCCAAACCACUGCUCCUUUUCCUCCCUUCUCCGGAGUGAGCUGUCCAGCCACCAACACGACUGUCCCAAAGCUCAGGUGAGCUGUCAGUUCCACCGCUACGGCUGCACCUUCAAGGGUUUGAACCAGGACAUGAGGCAGCACGAGUCCACCUCGGCAGCCGAACACCUGAGAAUGAUGGCCAACAGAAACUCCACGUUAGAGAACAAGGUGGAGGAUAUUAAAGGUGAGCUGUUGGAGAGGUACAAGGUGCUCCCUGCUCUCAGCAGUCGACUGUCUGAACUUGAGAACCAGAGCGACGAGCUGAGAGAGAAGAACCGACAGAUGGAGCAGAAACUGGCCACCAUGCAGAAACUAAUGAGCUCUCACUCAGAGAAGCUCCUGGAGGUGGAGCUGGAGCUUCGUUCCCUCCGUGUGCUCAGAGAUGAGGUGGAGAACUUGAGAGGAACGCUGGAGACCGUCCGGACGAGACUGAACACUCUAGAACAAGGGGGACGCAGCGGGACUGGAUCCACAACACACACUCUGGCAUCCCUGGAGAAUCAGCUGAAGCGACAUGAUGAGAUGCUGAGUGUCCAUGAGAUCCGAUUAGCCGACAUGGACCUGCGUUUCCAGGUGCUGGAGACGGCGAGUUACAACGGGACCCUGAUCUGGAAGAUCCGCGACUACAAGAGAAGGAAACAGGAAGCGGUGGGUGCGAAGACACUUUCGCUAUACUCACAGCCAUUUUACACCGGAUACUUCGGGUACAAGAUGUGCGCCCGUGUCUACCUGAACGGUGACGGCAUGGGCAAGGGGACGCACCUGUCACUCUUCUUCGUGGUGAUGAGAGGCGAGUACGACGCCCUGCUGCCCUGGCCCUUCAAACAGAAGGUGACUCUCAUGCUGAUGGACCAGGGUCCGUCGAGGAAACACUUGGGGGAUGCCUUUAAGCCUGAUCCAAACAGCAGCAGCUUCAGACGUCCUGCAGCAGAGAUGAACAUUGCCUCUGGCUGUCCUCUGUUUGUUUCUCAGAGCGUCCUGGAGACUGGCAGCUACAUCAAGGACGACAUCAUCUUCAUCAAGGUUACAGUGGAUACCUCUGACCUUCCUGACCCGUGAUGUUACGAACUCUCUGACCGCGCUGGUCUGAGAUCUGCUCACCUGUCUACGCCCAGUGGAUGAUGGGAAGGAUCAGUGACAAUGAAGGAGUCGUGCCUAUCUAAGAGCGACAACGACGGCAGAAGAGAAGAACAAGGAACAGCCAGGAAGCAGCCAAUCAGAGUGAACAUUACAGAGACCGGAGGACGGGUCUUCUUUUGAUUGGCUGAUGGACUAAAGAACUGUGUGUGUGUGUGUGUGUGUGUGUGUGUGGUGUGUGUGUGUGUGUGUGUGUGUGUGUGUGUGUGUGUGUGUGCGUGCGUGCGUGCGUGCGUGUGUGUGUGUGUGAAUGGAUUCGUGUUGCCAUGACAUCACCAUGGUGUUAUUCAGAGCCAACAUGGCCGCCACAGCGAGGACAUUGUUGCUGCUCAUUACUGAUGCCGUGCAUCAAGUUUUACUUCCUGUUUAUUACCCGUUUACCAAAGUAUGCUGGGAAAUCCACUGCAGCCACAGAGUAGCUCAGCAGACCAGUACAGACCAGCAGGAACCAGUACAAAAACCUUUUCAUUAAAAUGUACCCAGUGCAAACCAUUUACAUGUAAUAUGACCCAUUAAAAACUAGUAAGACCAGAAGAGUCUCACAAAGGACUGAGUAAGACCUGUUUAGACCCAGUACAAACCAGUGAAGACCUGUAAGUGUGAGUAUAACCUGAAUGAACCCAAGUAUGGAAAUUAAUUUAAACAAGACACAAUCCAAAAGUGUCCGCAGAACAAUUCCUAGUUCCCAGUAUAAGUUCCCAGUAUGUCCCAGUAUGAGUUCUCAGUAUGUCCCAGUAUAAGGUCCCAGUAUGUCCCAGUAUAAGGUCCCAGUUUGUCCCAGUUUGUCCCAGUUUGUCCCAGUAUAAGUCUCCAGUAUGAGUUACCAGUAUGUCAUAGUAUAAGGUCCCAGUAUAAGUUCCCAGUAUGUCAUAGUAUAAGGUCCCAGUAUAAGUUCCCAGUAUGUCAUAGUAUAAGGUCCCAGUAUAAGGUCCCAGUAUGUCCCAGUAUAAGUUCCCAGUAUGUCAUAGUAUAAGUUCCCAGUAUGUCCCAGUAUAAGGUCCCAGUAUGUCCCAGUACAAGUUCCCAGUAUGUCCCAGUAUAAGGUCCCAGUAUGUCAUAGUAUAAGGUUCCAGUAUAAGGUCCCAGUAUGUCCCAGUAUGAGUUCCCAGUAUGAGUUCCCAGUAUGAGUUCCCAGUAUAAGGUCCCAGUAUAAGGUCCCAGUCUGCUGAGCUCCUCUGUGGUUUCGGAGGUUUUCUUCGUCUCAUUUCGACUCAUUUUGAUUUAUUUGCACAGUUUGAAUGUUUAAAGUGUCAAAAUAAAAGAAAAAGAAAACAAUCUGUU
Messenger RNA from Anarrhichthys ocellatus (wolf-eel), 3382 nucleotides. RefSeq names its product TNF receptor-associated factor 3 (gene traf3). Gene Ontology annotation, molecular function: tumor necrosis factor receptor binding; zinc ion binding. The record is from RefSeq and is a predicted model, not a curated record. The coding region runs from base 236 to 2023 and encodes 595 amino acids. Gene Ontology annotation, cellular component: cytoplasmic side of plasma membrane; plasma membrane signaling receptor complex. The transcript has 13 exons. Gene Ontology annotation, biological process: regulation of canonical NF-kappaB signal transduction; tumor necrosis factor-mediated signaling pathway; regulation of apoptotic process. Lineage: Eukaryota; Metazoa; Chordata; Actinopteri; Perciformes; Anarhichadidae.